Messenger RNA from Coregonus clupeaformis (lake whitefish), 1386 nucleotides. Its product is annotated as 26S proteasome non-ATPase regulatory subunit 10-like. Gene Ontology annotation, molecular function: protein binding. The transcript is spliced from 5 exons. The record is from RefSeq and is a predicted model, not a curated record. Lineage: Eukaryota; Metazoa; Chordata; Actinopteri; Salmoniformes; Salmonidae. The coding region runs from base 100 to 792 and encodes 230 amino acids.
GCACUUACCCCGGAAAUAGAAUCUAGGUAAUUCCCUGAGUCAUGUUGCUGUUUAUUUCAGUCUAAUUAACCGUUUAGUGAGUUGAGCUAGCUAUUGUUCAUGAUGGAGCAAACUGUUUCAAAUGUGGAAGUCUGUAAUUUAGCCUUCACUGGUGAAUUUGACAAAUUAAAGGCAUGCAUUUUAACGGAUAAAUCGCUCGCUUGCAAAACGGACCAGGACCAAAGGACCGCUCUCCACUGGGCCUGCUCGGCUGGACACAUCAAGAUCGUAGAGUUCCUGCUGGAUCUGGGGGUGGAAGUCAACCAGCAAGAUGAUGCCAGUUGGACUCCCCUCCACAUCGCAGCAUCUGCAGGCAGAGAGGAGAUAGUGAAGUCACUAAUAAACAAAGGAGCCCAGCUGAACUCAGUCAACCAGAACGGCUGCACCCCUCUGCACUACGCUGCCUCCAAGGACAGAUACGAGAUCGCCCUCCUGUUGUUGGAGAGUGGAGCGGACCCUAACGUCACAGAUAAGCUGGCGUCUACUCCCCUACACAGAGCCUCAACCAAGGGCAACUGCCGUCUGAUCCAGCUGCUGCUCAAACAGAGCGCUUCUACCAACAUACAGGACUCUGAGGGAAACACUGCACUCCACCUGGCGUGUGACGAGGAGCGUGUGGAGGCAGCUAAACUCCUGGUGGAGAACGGAGCCAGCAUCUAUAUAGAGAACAAGGAGGAGAAGACGCCAUUGCAGAUCUCUAAAGGAGGUCUGGCCACACUGCUGCGGAGGAUCGUAGAAGGAGGAAAAAUCUGAUCCAUCUGACCACACACUGAUCCAGUCGACCGUGGUCUAAAGGGGCUUCCUCUCCUCUCCUCAUCUCUCCAUCCUUUCUGCUCAUCUCUCCUUCAUCUGCACUGAUUUGGGAAAACAGGAUAAACUCUGCCAUAUUGCUUUGACCUAUCCUCUAUAUUCUAGUCCUUUACUUUCACCAGUCCAGUUACAGAUCAGUGUAGGAGGAGGUGAGGAGAGGGGAUGAGGAGGAGGCCUCUGUGGACUAUUGAGAUACAGUCUGUAUGAAAGCAUUUUUGUUGGAGGAAAGAGCAAUUCUGACUGGACUGGAACAUGAUAAUACCCUACAGCUACUUACCAGAGCAACCUAUGUUGUUUGAAACUGUUCUAGAAAUUCAGCUUCUUAAACCUUGUUUUUUAAAAGAUGUAAUAAGUUGGUGUCUUAACAACUUGAUUAAAUGAAUCACCUCGUCUAUAUGAUCAUAUCCAGGCCUAUUUAAAACAUGUUUUACUGUCUGAACAUGUAAUAUGAUUUGGUUGUAAAUUCAUUGCAUUCCUUUGAUUCCAAAUACAUUGAUAAUCUGUAACAAGUUACAUUAAAUUCUAUUUUGUGUCAUA